UAAACUCUGUAUAGUAGCCAACACAUUUAUGUGUUGCAAAAAGAUUCCUAGAAAUGUUUAGAGCACAGGUCAUCACUGGAAUAUCUAUCUAUAUAUUCCAGUUUUUUUUUAAUGAACAGCAUAACAGAGUCAACCUGUUAUAAAAAAGACCAAAGUCUUCAGCAAAUAAAUAUGUUUUAAGAAACGUUUUAAACUUAGAAAGAAAAGAGGCCUGCUUAACGUGGAAGAAACUUUGGAGCAGCUACAGCAAAAGCACAGUUACCUCUAAAUUUACGCUUAGUUUUUUUUCACCUCAGACUUGUGAGUCUGUGUCAUAAUGGUGAAAUUUGGUCUGGAGAUCUCUACUACAAAUGCAGUUUUGAAUACAUUUCCAGGUGUGUUUCUCAGUCAGUUAGCAGAAUUUGAACUUGAACUUAAACAUAUGUUAAUCCAACUAAUGAGUUAUAUGUUGAAAACAAAGUUAUGCUUGGUUAAUUAAUAGUUUUUAAUGUUAUUUUCACUUGUUAAAUGAAAAUGAUAAUCCCCCCCCCCAUGUAAAAUCUUUAGUCAUCAGGUUAAUUCAAUGCAAAUUGGUUAUGUUUACAUUUAAAGUCUGAACAUAUCCAGUUACCUCUUGUUAAACCAAGAUAAUCUCAUUGUAAUUCUGUUCCAAACAACUAUAUAACAUUUUUGCAGCUUAUGCAUUUGUGUUAAUAUAUUUUUUUCUCAAUAAUAAUAAUAAUAAUAAUAAUAACAACAACAACAACAACAACACAUUUUAUUUAUAAGCACCUUUAAAGACCCCCAAGGUCACCUUACAUACAAGAUAUUUAUUUAAAAAAAAAAAGUACAAGUAUAAACAAGGUAAAAAUGCAAUUACAAAACUCAACUUCUCUGAAACACCUCUAAUGCAAAAAACAAAAAUACAAGCUAUCUUCAUUUCAAAAUCUACUUGAAUAUGAUUUUAAAAAGCAUUAAACAACAAUCAUACAGAGUAACACAUGCAGUGAAAUGUUUGUGUCCAAGCUGUGGACAGGCUGCAGACGUAGCCGCGCUAUGGUCUUGCAAGGAAACAGUCACAUUCUUUAGCACACCGAGUUAUAUUGGCUCUUCUUAAAACAUUUUUUCUACAUUUGCUAUAGCACAGACCUUAGAUAACCCAACUACAUUAUUACAUUGUUGCAAAAAAAUACGGUAAAUGUGAUAUAAACAAUUAUGUCAUUUAUCCAUCUUCUCUGUGGCUGGGUCGUGGGGGCAGCAGUCUAAGCAGAGAACCCCAGGCCUCCAGGGCCUCCGCCCUGUGGGACACACAAACCACCCGAACUGGCUUCUUUCAAUGUGGAGGAUUAGCAGCCACCCUUCAGAAAAAGCUAAUGUCAUGCUUGUAUCUGUGAUCUUGUUCUUUCAAUCACUACCCAAAGCUUAUGACCAUAGGUGAGGGUAGGGAUGUAGAGCAAACAGUAAAUUGAGAUCUUCGCUUUUUUAUUUAGCUCUCUGUUCACCAUGAUUGACUGGUACAGCAUCCACAUGACUGCAGUUGUGGCCCCAAUCCAUCUGUCAAUUUCUGAACAAAGACAGCAGGAUGACAACAGAAUGGAACUCAACAAUGGAAAACAGAAAGCAAUCAGAUAGCAAACAAACAAGAACUGACAUGAAAACCCAAAAAGAAACUUUAAAAAGACAAAGGCAACUGAUAUGUCAAGCAAUGGAGGAGAUCGAACAACUCUGGAGACAGACAGAAAGAAAGACAAAUGAAAUUGACUUCUUAAAGACAAAGACAGAGGGGCAACAGGAAGACAUUGAGAGACUGACAUCUGAAAAAAAUAAACAUCACCUACUAUUAAAGCAAUUUAACUUCCAAAUAAAAAAUAUAACUGAGAAACUCAAACAAAGCAAAAAUUCAGUUGCUAAGGAAAAAACAAACCUUCUGAAAAUGUGGACUAAAAUAUACCAAGAGAAGGAUACUCUGGACAGAAGACGUCAAUACUUCAUCAAUGAGCGACACAAGCUAGACACUAUAAAAGCUAGUAAGACAGAAUCACCAAUAAGGGAGGAACCCAAAGAGCCCCUUAAUAAGCAGGUAAAGCGGGAACUGGAUAUACUGGAGAAUGCAACUGAGAAAAACAGGGAAAUAAUGCUUGAAGUAAAGAAAGUUAAAGAAAAAAUGGAGAAAACUAAAGCAAACAUACAGCAAGCAUUAAAAAGAAAUAAAAAGGACAUUUCAAAAAACAGUGAACAAAUUAACCACAUUAAACAUAUUAUGUAUGUAAAGAUCAACAUGGUCAAGCACAGAUGGGCAAGCAUUAUAAAACAGGCUGAAAUGAAGAAAAUUCACAUGUAUAAAGAAGGACAGAGAGAAAGAAACGAUGGAAAAGCCACAUUUGACACAGUGAAGAGAAAACUGUGUAGAAUCCAGGAAGAGAUUGAGAAACUUUGGGAUGUGCUGGAAGACAGUGAACAACAACUGGAAGUGACUCAAAGUGCAAAGCAGCAGCUAAUGGCAGAGAACAAUCACAUGAACAUCAAGAUGAAUAUUGAUUAUCAAAAGCAACAAGAUUCAGAUCUAAGCUUUAAAGUGACACACAUCCAGCCUGAAAGAGAUGACUUAAAGAGAGUUGAAAUGAAACUAAAGACAGGAAGGGAAAAUGUAGAAAAAGACAAACCAAAUACUUACAUGCAGAAUUUGAUCUCUGAGGAAGAAGAAAACAAUGAAGUGCUUUGUAACAAGGGUGAAGAAACAAAGCAGAGCAUGAGGGACUUUACAGAAGUAAAGGCUCAAACGAAAUGGACAAAUUUUCGAGAAAAGCAAAAAAGAAGGGAGCUUGAGCGUUUGCUGGAGAAGAUAAGGAAAGAGAGGGAUGAGUUAGAAAUCAUGAAGACAAAAAUACAGCGACAAAAGGAAAGGGUUGAACAAAAACUGGAAAAUACUGUCACUGAGAUAAAAGGUAAAAUAGAAAAAACUGGUGCAGAAAUGAACAACACUUGGGAGAAAAUGCAGAGAACCCAAAGGGAGAUUAGUAAGAACCAGGAAGAAGCCAAGAACUAUAUGGUAAGUAUUUAUUCUUUCCUUUUAGCUAUUUCUUGUCAGGAUCCCCUGAUUUUUAUUGAACCUGCUUUUAGUUGAAAGACAUUCAGUAUUUGAUAACGAUUCCUUUAUUUACCGACUGGAAUUGUUGGAAGAAAUACUCCAUUAAGUACUCCAAUAAAACUGUAAAAAAGUAGUAAGAUGCCUGAUAUAACAGUUUGGGUUUAACUGAGCUUGAAAUUGCAAUUUGCGUAUACAGUGGGGCAAAAAAGUAUUUAGUCAGCCACCGAUUGUGCAAGUUCCCCCACCUAAAAUGAUGACAGAGGUCAGUAAUUU
This is a messenger RNA of Haplochromis burtoni (Burton's mouthbrooder), 3340 nucleotides long. Its product is annotated as golgin subfamily A member 6-like protein 6. The transcript has 2 exons. The coding region runs from base 1562 to 3103 and encodes 513 amino acids. The record is from RefSeq and is a predicted model, not a curated record. NCBI's taxonomy places the organism in Eukaryota, Metazoa, Chordata, Actinopteri, Cichliformes, Cichlidae.